CUCACCAUCUAUGAUCUAACGGUUCCAAUAAGCUUCAUGGGGCCUAAUCGGAAGGUUCAAGUUCAACAGCAAGAGUCUUUUCUGAGUCUUACUAUUUGGUUGUUUUUAAGUCUUUUGAUUCCUUUGAAGACUUAAUUCACACGUUGUUGCUGAGAAGAAAAAAGGGUAGAGGAGAUUGCUUUGCAGCUUGAGUAUAGGAUAUUGAAUCAGGUGGGUAAUUUUAUCUGACAGAUGCAUUCUCCAAUAGGACAACCAAAAGCUUCAAACCGACCUCAGACAAGAGGUUGUGGAAGUAUAAAUCAAUUUCAAAGGAGAAUAGAUAAGAGGAAGAAUGGCAAGAAGAAUACCCACCUGACAGAGAUAAUAAAAAUGUUGAUAGUCGAGUACCAUGAAGUUCGGUCAAGAGAUCUGGAGCAACAAGAAAAUUCUUAUUCCUACUCGGUUAACCAGGCCCAGGAUCAUCAUCCAGUCUUCUCUGUCCAGGAUGCUCAGGGGAUGGACUCUAAUAGAGGAGGAACUCCUGACGAGCUUGAUGGUCUGCAACUUGAUGAUUUAUUGGACGAUCUGCCGUCCAAUGAAUUGGAUACUAGCGAACCUGUUGUCCAACCAAACAGGACAUUGGCUGAAUUCCUCAUGAAAAUCGAUGAGGAUGUUCAAAGCAACGUUGAUAUCUCCGACUUUAUGAGUUUUUUAGAGGGGGAGCACAAAACCAUUGGAAGAUACAGCUUCCCACUGUCUUUGGUUCCGACUGUUGAAAGGAUUAUUAGUGUCUAUGGUGAUGUUUCGGCUCCGAGUUUAAUAAACUCCAAUGUUGCAGGGCAAAUCUAUAUACUUUUCUGUGCUACCGUGAAAGAGAUGGAGCAUCUCCACCUUGAUCAGGUUUCACCAGAAAAAAUGUUGAAAUGGCGAGAUGCCAUCAAGGAUGCUCUCCGCAUCAAUUUCAAUGUGGAAUUUGCAAUGAAUCAUUUGAAGAAAAUAGCUCGGGCGUAUUUCUGCCUGGCAGGAAGACAAGUGCUCCAAAGCAUAGAUGACAAAUUGGAUGCCUUGUACAACGAACGUGCUCAGACAUACGAGAGGUUCCAGGACUGUCUGGCUGAUGCAGAGGACUUUUCUGGCAAGUCCGUCAGCACUGGUUUAUUUCCUUAGACUUUCCCAGUAUUCCAAUAACAGAUUCGGAUAGACACGUAUCCAUAUCCGAAUAGCAUAGAUUCUAGGCGUGCAGUUCUUUACUUUUGAACUUGUUUCUUCUUUUACUUGUGUGGUUUCUGAAGUUGCAGAUGGGAGAUGGGAUUUUCUCUGAAGAUACUAAUGUUGAAGAGUUCUACAGGUCACGUUCGUCACUCCAGUAGCAGUAUAGUUUACUCACCUAAACUAUACUGUUAUUAAUGUGCAGUGCGUCAUCUGUAUAACUCUUCAACAUUGCUAGAGGUUAAGUUGAAACAUAUUUUUGAUCCCUAACUUAAAAAGUUAAAGCUUUUCAGGUUAAGGGAUCAAGAAUGCGUUUGGAUCUAAUCUCUAACAGAGAUCCAUCUCUAACAGAUGCAUUCAUCAUUGUGUAAAAGUCAGUUUUGUACUGUAAAAUACUCUAGUAGGUUUUCCUUGUAUGUUUAUGUUUGAAUACUUGCGCCAUGAACUUGAGCUUUGUCAUAUGUAAUAACAAUGGCUUUCGAGUUUUGCAUAAAUUGAGUACUAUUUGCUUCCA
Molecule: messenger RNA, 1702 nt
Organism: Theobroma cacao (cacao)
Lineage: Eukaryota; Viridiplantae; Streptophyta; Magnoliopsida; Malvales; Malvaceae
Source: RefSeq, a predicted model, not a curated record